This is a messenger RNA of Vombatus ursinus (common wombat), 3455 nucleotides long. RefSeq names its product protein kinase cAMP-activated catalytic subunit beta (gene PRKACB). Gene Ontology annotation, cellular component: cAMP-dependent protein kinase complex; nucleus. Gene Ontology annotation, molecular function: ATP binding; cAMP-dependent protein kinase activity. Gene Ontology annotation, biological process: peptidyl-serine phosphorylation. NCBI's taxonomy places the organism in Eukaryota, Metazoa, Chordata, Mammalia, Diprotodontia, Vombatidae. The record is from RefSeq and is a predicted model, not a curated record.
GUUUCGAUGUUAGAAGUUAUUGAGCUUCUUCUGGCCAUCGUCUCUGGUAUUGAAAAGUCUUAUAUAGGUGAAUGGCAGCUAGGAGGGAGCUGCCUUGUAACCAGUGCACAGGGACUACCACUACUCUUCAAAAACUUGAAGGUUUUGCUAGCCGAUUGUUUCAUAGACAGACUAAGGGUACAGCCCAUGAUCUGAAAACAGCUCUGGAAAAUGACAGCCUUCAUUUCUCUGAGUACACUGCCUUAUGGGACAGAUCAAUGAGAGACUUCCUGUCCAAGGCCAAGGAAGAAUUCUUGAGGAAAUGGGAAAAUCCUACCCAGAAUACUGCUGUACUGGAUGACUUUGAGAGAAAGAAAACCCUUGGAACUGGAUCAUUUGGACGUGUCAUGCUUGUGAAACACAAGGCCACCGAACAGUACUAUGCUAUGAAAAUCCUUGAUAAGCAGAAGGUUGUUAAGCUGAAGCAGAUUGAGCAUACUUUGAAUGAGAAAAGGAUCCUGCAGGCUGUGAAUUUCCCUUUCCUGGUCAAGCUGGAAUAUGCUUUCAAGGAUAAUUCUAACCUGUACAUGGUUAUGGAAUAUGUGCCCGGUGGGGAGAUGUUUUCCCACCUGAGAAAAAUUGGCCGAUUCAGCGAGCCCCAUGCCCGCUUCUACGCCUCCCAGAUUGUCCUGACUUUUGAGUAUCUUCAUGCUCUUGACCUGGUCUACCGUGACCUGAAGCCUGAAAACCUUCUGAUUGACAAAUAUGGAUACAUCCUGGUCACUGACUUUGGAUUUGCCAAAAGGGUGAAGGGCAGAACCUGGACCCUUUGUGGAACCCCUGAAUACCUGGCUCCUGAGAUCAUCCUCAGCAAGGGAUACAACAAGGCUGUGGACUGGUGGGCCCUGGGAGUGCUGAUCUAUGAGAUGACUGCUGGUUAUCCCCCUUUCUUUGCUGACCAGCCCAUUCAGAUCUACGAAAAGAUCAUUUCUGGAAAGGUCCGUUUCCCCUCCCACUUCAGCUCCGAACUCAAGGACCUCCUGAGGAACCUGCUCCAGGUUGACCUGACCAAACGUUUCGGGAACCUGAAGAAUGGUGUCGGUGACAUCAAGCACCACCGCUGGUUUUCUGCCAUUGACUGGAUUGCCGUUUUUCAGAGAAAAGUGGAAGCUCCGUUUGUCCCCCGCUACCGAGGCGCUGGCGAUACCAGCAACUUCGAUGAUUAUGAAGAAGAGGACAUCCGUGUUUCUCUUACCAGAAAUGUGCAAAGGAAUUUGCCGAUUUUUAGAGUGAGUCGAGCAGAUCUCACCACUUUGCACCGUGUUAUGAGAAAAGGCGAAGCUGAAUAUCAUCAUGUAACAAAAGUGAUACUAUCUCGUUCCUUCAUUCCACACACCUAAGUGAAGUCAUCAUCAUGCGUGCAAUCAUGAAAACCCAGAUUACUUAGGCACAGGGCCGGCCAAGGGUAUUAUUUUUCCUUUGCCCCCCCCCCUUCUUUUGUCCUUCUCUUUGGAUUCUAUAAUUUUACUCCUUCCCUUUUCAAAUUACAAAGUUCCGCCCUCUUCUCCCCCCCCCACCCCGCAGUAAUGACCUAUUUUAUUUUGAUCAGUUUGGUGUUCAGAAAUGGGAGAUGGUACAGCUAGCAGUAUUUUGAUGGAAGAAAAGGAGAGAGAGAAGUAUUUCUUCAUAUCUGAACCAGUCAGUCCCUUUUAUCUAUAAUCCCAAGAUAUGGUUUCUAAUGAUUAUAUUAAUUUUUUUUAUCUUUCCUAAUUCAAACUAUCCCAAAUUAUUGGCGAUUUCAAAAGACAAAAUUUCCCAAUGUUAAGUAAAUUUUUGCAAAAUUAACCUAAAACAAAACAAAACAAAGCAAAACAAACAAACAAACAAACAAAAUGAUCCUUCUGGAAACUAAAACUAAAUUAGGCAAUAAAUUGGCAUCAAGUCAGGGGUGGCCGGUCCCUGUGCCUUGGUUUUCUGUGAUCAGUAAAUUCUUUCAUCUCUGCCUUCUGUUGUAAUUCUUGCGUGUGCGUUGUUCUGUAAAUUAUGAGUACCCUGCGCAAUGGGAAGCAUGUGAUCUCAUGCAGCAGGAGAAUUUCUUAAUGGUCUUGACUGUAAACCAGUUUCAUUCAUAUAGGUAACAGCAUCGCCUGUCUAUAUUCAAUAUAAUUAAUGGUUUCAGUAUUGUAAACAGCGCAUGAGUAUUUAAGUGAUUAUUGUCGAGGGUCAUAAAAAUAAUCCCUCACUUUAAACCUUUUCGCUUUUAAAAAGGAAAAAUUUGCUUCAUUGUAAAAGGGCAUCUGUGUGGUGAGAAUGCUUGGCCCUGCUAGGAGAAAAAAAAUAUAUAUAUAGUUAAUUAAGUGGCUUCGCUAUUGCAAUUUGUAUUUAUGAAUGCACUGCUAGCUGCUUGCGGCUAUUUAUUUUUUGUUUUUAGUGAUUUUGACUUAGAGCAUUUUUGCCAUGUUUUUUUUUUUUUUCUGGUGUACUUAUAUUAGUAAGCUGAAGAUUGAGUACUGCAUCAAUCAUUUUCAAUUUGAUAUAACAAGGAAAGGAGAAACAAUGUCUACCAAAACUGCCACAAUUUAAUUUAAUUUUAAAGGUGCGCUCUUUUUCUUUUCCAAACAAAAUCCUCUCUUAAGUUUGUAAUCAAUUUUUAGUUUCCGGUGAGCCAGAAGUUACGAUCACGUAACUGCAGCAUAAUUUUAAGCUUUUGGGCGUAGUGAUGUUUUGUACAUUCUCACCAAAUGACUUAUUAAUUAAAAUCAUGCUGCCAAGUGCUGGCUUUGGGCGCUCUUUUUUCUUUUCCGAUUUUCCAAAAUUCUACGGCUCAGCACAUUUUUUUUUUUCCUUUCAAACAUCCAUCUGGUACUCGUUUUUACACUUCUGGAUCUUUCAGUGACCUAUCUUCACACAGCACACCUUCACAGUUUAGGAUUCUGGGGCAUAAUUGCAGAUCAAUAUCACAACACAAACUUCACAGGAUGAUCGUUUUUACAAAAAAAUGAUCUUUAUUGAUAUACAACCGCUAUAUCUACUCCAAGGUUUCAUAGGUCACUGAAAUGAUUUCCUUUUAAUCUGCUUACUACUCCUUUCUGAAAAAAAAAAAGACCGUUUAUACUCAUUUUAAAAUUAUAUUUGAAAGGUACUCUUUCUCCAGCUUCCAAUAUAACACCAGAUCCUGGAGCAUCUUAGUACCAGCAAUGUUGCUAAGAUGCUGACACCGAUUUUCAGUAUUGGUAUACUCAUUUUCACCCAUGUGCAAGAUAAGUGUUAAAUAAUUUGCUGUAUCAGAAUUUAAGUAAAAAAGAUUUACCAUCCCAUCAACAAAUUUGAAAAUUAUUUGUAAGAAAAGGUUUAAAUUUUUUGUAUUUCAUUUAGCUCCAGAACAUGCUUUGUUGUACGCUAGCUGUAUGCGAUAAAAUAUAUAGUAACUUUGAUGUUGUUUAAAGUUUUAAAUAAAUGCUAUCUAUGUAUCGCAA